UAUACACACAGUCUUGGCAUCUCCUCGUAGCCGCUUAAACUCACCGUCGGUUUCGACCAGUUCAGCCCGGCCCGUCGACCCCUUUGCACGACCGCUGCGUGCGUUCAUUCGUCGCCGUUUGCGUUUCGAGUUCGUACUGUAAUCGCUUGCAAUAAUUAUUUCGAAAUGUUUUAGAUUUUCUCAGCAGUUAAAAAACGAUAAAUUAAUUUUCAUUUUACAACUAUUACAUUUUGAGUGUCACUCUAAACUAUUUGCACUUGUGUUGUGAAAAAAUCGCAGAUAUUCAGAUUCAAAAGGAUUUCUUGAUAAAGUUCAACCAAAAAACAAUCGCCCAAAAUUGGUUGGGCUCGCAAUGGACUUGUUCGCCUUCAGUCGAUCCAACGACGUGUGACAACUAACGCAAGCUACCCGUGAAUCUUAACAACGAUCAUGUUUAAAACUACAACUGCGGUAUGGGUAGCUACCGCUGUAAUGGCGGUGGUAGUAGUUAUUAACGCUCAUUGUCCAUCUAACUGCUCAUGCGACGAUGAUACGCUGGUAGUUUACUGCAAAGAGGUCAAUCUAGAUGUCAUCCCUAUCACGUUAAACCCAUCCAUUCAGCGUCUGGUGUUAAUGCAUAAUCGAAUAAAAAUUGUGGACGCCUCGUUCCAAUUUUAUGGAGCACUACAGUACGUAGACAUAUCGCACAAUCAUCUGGUGAACAUACCCAACAAGGGUUUCGAAGCUCAAGAGAAGCUCAUUGAACUCCACCUAAACCAUAACAAAAUCUCAUCCAUCAAUAAUAAGACUUUUAUUGGGCUUGUCUCACUCACUAUAUUAAAUUUACGUGGAAACUAUCUGGAAGAUUUACCUGACAGGCUAUUUGCAGCUCUGACUAAACUAGAAGAACUGGAUUUGGGCGAGAAUCGAAUUUCUCGCAUCGACCCCGCUGCUUUUCAGGGCCUUAACAAGCUACGAGUAUUAUAUUUGGACGAUAAUCAACUCAGAGCAGUACCUACACCCGCUUUUAAAUUUCUCGGUAAUCUAGCUGAAAUGCGCAUAGGUCUAAAUGCUUUUACUACUUUAGACAACGACUGUUUUUCUGGACUUGGCCGCCUAUCUGUUUUAGAUCUCACCGGCGCAGCACUGAUUAAUAUAAGCAGCAAUGCAUUUAAAGGUCUUACCGUUCUUCGGCGAUUAGUGCUUACAGAUAAUCGUUUAACGGCUAUACCAACCCGGCAACUUUCUGAACUUAAUCGUCUUGAAGAAUUGUCAAUCGGACAAAACGACUUCACCGCGAUCGAACCAAAUGCAUUCAAAGGUUUAGCAAAUUUGCGAUCAGUAGACAUCUCCGGCGCAGCUCAACUUUCUAUUAUAAAAACAGGUUUAUUCACUGAUAAUUUAAAUUUGGAAACUAUCAAUUUUAGUAGUAACAAGCAAUUGUCAACAGUAGAGAAUGGUGCCUUUAUCGGACUACCUAACUUAAGAAAUUUAAUAAUGCGCAACAAUGCUUUUACAUCGUUUUCCGAAUCAAUGAUCACUUGGCAAGAACUGCAACAAAUUGAUCUAACAGAAAACCCGAUAAUAUGUGAGUGCUCAGUGCUUUGGCUCAAGGAACUUUUGAUCAGACGUAACACCAGUCAAGUGCUGUGCGCCGGUCCCGCGCCGCUCAAGGGCAAAUCGCUCAAUUAUCUGGGUUCCGACGACCUAUCGUGUGCUAAGUUUUACACCAAGCAACAAGCCAUCGUAGGUGCCGUUUUUGGAUGCACAGUUGCCUUCAUAGCAGUUGCAAUGCUUCUGGCAUACCGUUUCCGAAAGCGGCUGCAUCACUCGUUGAAAAAAACCUUCUGGUCUAAAGAGACAGCCGUCAACCGUAAAGAUCUAGAAUACCAAAAAACUUUUUCGGACGAAGAGUACAUAGUGAGGAAUUCCACUAUUCAUCACAACACUCAACAUAGACCACCGUUCGCCAGUGGUGUAAGUACCACCGGAGAUCGUCGACAUCACCGUCAUCUCCACCAUGGCCUACAAUCACACCAACACUUGCAAGCUAAUCAACACAUUUACCAAACACCUCACCAGCUGCAUGGUGGUCACACACUGCAGCCUUACCACCACCACAAUCACCACCAACAACAGCAAAACUUAUACCACCAACAGUUACAACAACAACAACAAUUCUACCACCAGCAGAACACGUUACCACACCGUAACGAUAAACCAAUACCAGUGACGGAACUAUAGCUAGAACUUUUCGCCUCGACGCCGGCCGAACAGGCCGCCGCCGACAGGCGAUUGUUCCGAGGUGGUUCCUCGUCGGAUGGAACUACUAGCGUUACUGGUUUUUCGUACAUUUCCGGCGAAAUUUGUAAAUACAAUAACGGCGUCCAAACCCUGAGCCACCCAAACGGCCAUCAGAGAUCUCUACAACAUGAAAAUUCGCCCGAUUAUCGGGUUUACCAUCCGCACUCGUUGAGACGUUUUUGUGAUUCUUAAAAUGUUAAGACCUUCCCCCUACUCUACCCCAAGUUCCUCCAACUACAAAUUUCACUUUUUUUCUUAAAAAUAGGUUUAAAAUUGUAACUAUUAUUAACGCAUUUUAAUAAUAACAAUUUAAAACAUGUAAAUAUAUAUAUUUGUAUGAUUGAUGUAAAAAAGUAAUAAUUUAAAGCGAAAGAUAGAUUGCACGAUUACAAGUGGUCACGGAUGGAUUUUGGUCGAUAAGUAACAUUUUAAGCAAAACAAUAGAAGUGUGUAAGGUUUUACAUCGUUCGUCUUGCUAGUCGUGCAAAGGUUUUUCGCGUUGUUAUCGUGUGUUAAAUUAUAAUACAUAGUAACGAUUUCUAAGCUGUUGAAAAAAAGACUGUUUUAAAUGUAUUUUAUAUAUUAAUGUAUUAUGGUAAAAUACGGUAUUUUAUAUUAAAAGAACUCGACGAAUACGUUUUUUUUCUUUUUGUUUUGUUUGUCAAACAAGUCUAGUCUUAGAGUAUGUUAAUAUUUUUGUUAUUUUUAAUAUUACUAUAUGUGCACAAAUUGUAAUGUAUAUUUUAAUCAUAUUAAUUAAAAAGUGUAUUUUUGCUAUUUUUGUAUCGUGUCGUCGUCUCUUUUGAUAAUGUUAGAGAAAACAUUUAUUUAAGCUCAUUGUCGGCCACACCAUUGCAGCUUAGAAAUCGUUAGUGGUUCUCUACUUUUUUCGUUUUUUUGUACACUUACUGUCAUUACAAAUAUUAUUAUUAUAAUUAAUAUAGCCACGUAUUAUUAUAAUAUAUUAUACAUAAUAUUGUCUUGUUUAUUGGAAGAAAAUAAUUAAAACAUUUUGUGAAUACAUGUAA
This is a messenger RNA of Daktulosphaira vitifoliae (grape phylloxera), 3311 nucleotides long. RefSeq names its product insulin-like growth factor-binding protein complex acid labile subunit. The transcript is spliced from 2 exons. The record is from RefSeq and is a predicted model, not a curated record. Gene Ontology annotation, cellular component: extracellular matrix. Gene Ontology annotation, molecular function: protein binding. NCBI's taxonomy places the organism in Eukaryota, Metazoa, Arthropoda, Insecta, Hemiptera, Phylloxeridae. The coding region runs from base 430 to 2223 and encodes 597 amino acids.